AUGUCGGAUAAUCUUUUCCUGUCUGGUGUUCAUAAAAUUGCAUCAAGAAUGACUGAUAGCUUUGGGAACGUCCAAGAGGACGUCGAGGGGACCCACUUUACAAAUGACGGUGACGUCAAAAUGCACCAAAUAGCCAUGGACAUCUACAAUGAGUUCGAAAGUAUUUUGAAUGCAUACGGUGAAAAACCCUUGAGCACACUCGUGCCUUUGGUCGCAAAUCUUUUGGAGAUGCUGAACGAGUUUGGCCUUCAGAAGGAUAAGAUGGCCAAAGAAUUGGAUAUGCUGAAAGAUCAUAACACAAUUCUUCUAUCUAAAUAUGAGACAGCUAAAGUAGAUGCAAAAGUAAUGGAGGAGCACUUAUACACUCUGGAGGACGAAUUACACGAAACAAAAAAGAAUAUGGAGACGCUAAAGCAAGCGAACGCCUCCUCGCAGCGUCUGCUAGAGUUAAAACUAAAAAAUUCUAUUGACCAAAGUUCUCGGAAAAAAAUCAUGCAGAACAUAUGUGAAACAACCCCAGAACUAACACUUGAUCUAGAUGGCUCUCCGUUUUCGAAACUUGGAGAUGAAAAAUUCGAUGAAGCUUCCAUUUCCGAGAAGAGCGAAGGUCUGGAUGCCGACGACGUCAGCCGUGAAGUCAGCAAACUAGUGAAGGAGAACAACGAGUUGGAGGAGACUAAGUUCGUUUUCCUUUUGCCCCGCCUUUUUCCACUGUUAAAGCUCUGUAUUCAGGAGCGCUGA
This is a messenger RNA of Dibothriocephalus latus, 741 nucleotides long. Lineage: Eukaryota; Metazoa; Platyhelminthes; Cestoda; Diphyllobothriidea; Diphyllobothriidae. The record is from the annotation of a GenBank genome assembly.